Messenger RNA from Scedosporium apiospermum, 5283 nucleotides. RefSeq lists its product as uncharacterized. The coding region runs from base 1 to 5283 and encodes 1760 amino acids. Gene Ontology annotation, molecular function: protein binding. The transcript is spliced from 7 exons. Lineage: Eukaryota; Fungi; Ascomycota; Sordariomycetes; Microascales; Microascaceae. The record is from RefSeq and is a predicted model, not a curated record.
AUGGAGUCCGUGGCGAGCAUUAUUGCUGUCUUGCAGCUCUCAGAGGCAGUGCUGAGCUCAUGCUACCGAUAUGCGGGCAAAGUGAAGGACGCAGCGGCCGAUAUCGAUCGUGUCAUACACCAAAUCGGAUAUCUGUCAACGAUCCUGAGAGACUUGAAGGACCUCACACAACUGAAUGGAACCAUCCAAGCCAGCACUCAUACCCCUUCAAACGCGUUGAAAAAUUUGACUGGGGACCACGGACCGCUCGCGGUUUGCGCACGAUGCCUCGAUGAACUCAAGUUGAAGCUGCCUAGCGGGCCAGUAAGCCUUCGCCAAAAGCUGCAGUGGCCCUUUGAGUCGAAGAAGAUCAACGACGUCAUGGACAGGAUUACAGCUCAGGUACCCAUUCUGGAGCUUGCACUGCUCGGAGACAACUACAGUUUAACAGUCGCAACUAAGGUUUAUCUCGAAGACACUAAACGGCGCGAGGAGAGAGAAAAGGGACUGGACUGGCUACGCUGUGUGGACCCAACGGUAAAGCACCUUGCCUCUCGUCGUCUGCAUCAACCGGGUUCCAACCAUUGGGUUCUCAAGGAAGAGGACUUCACACAGUGGAGAGACAACAUGGGCCACACGCUGUGGCUACAUGGAAUUCCUGGCGCUGGAAAAACCAUCAUCUGUUCGACCAUCAUUGAUCAUAUCGAAGGGCUCUGCAAGACGAGGCCCGAGGCACGGCUGGUCUAUUACUACUUCGACUUCAGCGACCAAGACGUUCAGAAGCUAGAUAUUCUUCUACGAUGUCUUCUCUGGCAGCUGUGCAAACACGACGAGUAUCUCCCACAAGCGGUCUGGACUCUCUACGAGUCGCACGACAAUGGUCGUAAGCAGCCAAGCAAUGAAGUCCUCGCCAACACCCUCUUCGAGCUUCUAAGCCACAACCCGAAUAGACAGAGCUACGUGAUCAUUGACGCCUUAGAUGAGUGCCCGAUCGAUAACAGAGAGCAUUUCUUCGAGCUCAUCCUAGACCGCAUUGAGAAAUACCACCAGACAGGCUCCUACAACUUCCUCUUCACGAGCCGCAAGGAAGCCGACAUCGAGAAGCGAAUGGCUCAGUCGACUGUGGCGACCCACAACAUUCCUAUCCCCACAGAGUGUGUCAAAGAAGACGUAAGACUUCACGUCACACAGUUUAUUGCGAGCCACUGGGUCAUGAAAGACUUCCCUAAACACCUGGCGACUGAAAUUGAGGAUACUAUUUCUGAGAAAGCUCAGGGAAUGUUCCGGUGGGCGGUUUGCCAGCUUGACCUGAUCAAGAAUUGCAAACAGGUUGGGACCGUUCGGAAAACCCUCAAGAACCUACCCAAAACGCUAGAUGACACGUACGACCGCAUCUUGGCGUCGAUCCCCGACGAGACAUGGCAGAUAGCACGGACGGCUCUGAUGCUCUUGGCGCACUCCAUUCGCCCCCUAACGCUCGAAGAGCUCGCUGAGGGUAUGGUUGUCGACUACGAGGGCCAGAGCUUCAAACCCGAAGAGCAUCGCCUAACUAACUACCGCCACGUCCUCGAGAUCUGCUCCAGCCUCGUCUCGGUGUCUAAGGCUCGUUGGCUCCAAGAGAAGUACAGCAUCGAGAAUCGCGCAUUGCAGGGGUCGCUCUACAAAGAACACGAGGUCGUCCAGUUCGCCCACUUCUCUGUCCAGGAAUACAUGAUCCUCCAGCGCAGCAAAUCCGCGCCCCGAGUCUCCCGCUUUAGCUUCUCACCCGCCACCGCACAUCAAGCCAUCGCAGAGCUAUCUCUCGUCUACCUACUCGACUUCGGCAGCGGCGUGCGCCUCCCAGGGAUCGAUUUCGUUGCCUUCCCCUUCCUGGCCUACGCUGCGCAGCACUGGCCCGAACACUGGCGCCGACAGCUCACACAAAAAGACCAGGAUACCGUCAACGGCCUGAUCCAGCGGAUCUUGGACACAGAAGAAGACCACAGCGCGUACAUCAACUACACCAACAUCUGCCGCCCCGAUGCCCUCGUUGAUGAGGUGAGCUCCUUCGGCAUCUACAGCUUGCGUGGCCAUCAGGCCAAAUCCCUUGAUUCGAUUCCCCAGCCACUUUACUACGCCGCGCAGCUCGGCCACCUCCAGCUCUGUCAGUGGCUCCUCAACGAGCGCGGGUGCGACGUCAACGCCGUACGGGGCACAUUCGGCCAGGCGAUCCAGAUCGCUGCGCGGUUCGGGCACAAGGACGCCGUGGAGCUGCUGCUGGAUCGCGGGGCUCACGUUGAUCGACACUGUGGGGAGUAUGGAUAUCCCCUACAGGCUGCGGCGUAUGGGGGCCAUGUCGAAUGCAUAAAGCUGUUGCUGGACCGCGGCGCACAGGUGAACGCUGUGGGUGGGAGGCACGGCAGCGCGCUCAUUGCGGCGUGCGGUCAGCAGCAUGUAAAUGCGGCGACUGUACUGCUUGAUCGAGGGGCUGACAUGGAUAUUGUGUGUAUUCAUAGGGGUAAGGCGUUGAACAUUGCGGCAGGGACGGGGAAUAUGGCCCUUGUUCAGCUGCUGUUGCAGAAGGGCGCCAACGUCAACGAUACGUGCGGCAGAGCGGGAACGGCUCUCUACUGGGCGGCGGAGAGCCUUAAUCUGCAGAUGGUCAAGUUGCUGGUUGCCGCUGGUGCCGACGUCAACCUGCAGUGCAGAGGCGCGGAGCUGAAUAAUGCCCUCCAGGCAGCGUGCAGCAAUCCGCAUAAACAUGCAAGGGGGCCUGAGGACUCGGAGUCGAUGACCUAUGUCGAGAUCGCCAGAUUCUUGCUCAAGCACGGUGCCGACCCUAAUCUUCAUGGAGGGAAAUAUGGGAGUGCCCUGCAAGCUGCCGUGGCGGGUUCGGCGAGGGGGAACACCGAAGGGAAUAACAUUGACAUUGUGAAGCUAGUACUCGAGCACGGAGCUGAGCUCAACUACCGGGGCGGCGCGUUUGACUCAGCUAUGCGUGCCUGCGUAUACGGCGGCAACAUAUCCGCUGCCCAUUUGUUGAUCGACUUGGGCGCCGAGUUAGACGACGAAAUCUUCCUCGAUGCCAUCGAAAAUAAGCGUAAGACUGUAGUUCCUCGGCUCCUGGGAAAAGGGGUGGAUGUGAAUGCGCAAAAUAAGUCGGGCACGGCGUUGCAACUCGCCAUAAAAGCAAAAGACACAGCUACCAUCAAGAUCCUGCUCAGCCAUCCCGAUAUUGAUGUGAAUGCUCUCGGGAAAACAGACGCUGGAAUCACGGCACUAUAUACGGCUGUUGCGUAUGAGAACAUGGACAUCGUGAAGCAACUGCUCAACCUCGGCGCCGACGUCAACCAGCCGAGCGAUGGGUUGUUUUGUCUCAUCUCCGCAGUGCAGAAAGGGAACAUGGAAAUGAUCAAUCUUCUUCUCGACUACGGCGCAGACAUCAACGCCAGUCUCCCACACCGGCCGUCAGCCUUGAUGGCGGCCUGUAAAAAAAGAAACGACGCUCUAGUCCAGUUUCUUCUCGACCGUGGCGCCGACAUAAACCUCUGGGUUCCACGUCAGGGCGACGCGCUGCAAGCUGCUGCGUAUGAGGGAAACGAAAGCAUCGUGAAAUUAUUACUUGCCCGCGGCGCAACUGUGAAAGCACGGGAGGGCAGAAACGGGUCUUGUCUCGAAUGCGCAAUUAUGGCCAAAAAUCCGGCUCUUACUCGUCUGCUGCUCGACGCCGGUGCAAACGUGAACUACUCUAGAACGCUGGAGGAGCUGAGGGAGCUCGGUGGUGGGUUUGGGGGCCCGCUUUCUGGUUCCAUCUGGUACAAGCAGGAAGGCUUGACGCGGCACCUGAUUGAGCUUGGGGCGAAUGUGAACUGGCCUGGUCGUGAAUACUACGGAACCCCUCUCCAGGAAGCAAUCGAGAGCGACGAUGAAGAGGUGGUCAUGCUUCUGCUCGAGCACGGGGCCGACGUCAAUCUUGUGGGCGGUAGGCACGGCUCUGCUCUUGCGUGUGCUAUCAUGGAGUACAAAGAAAAGGAGGGAGGGGAUAAGUAUAUCCAGCUUCUUCUCGACGCUGGUGCUGAUGUCAACAUAUAUGCUGGAGAGGAGCGUACGAGCCCUCUAGGAGCUGCGGUGCGCAAAGGGAAUGCCAAGAUAGUAGAAACCCUCCUCGAUCAUGGAGCGGAUAUUAAUAAGCCGUCCAAGUACUCCAUGUCACCGCUUCACAUCGCCGUCGCUGAGGGCGACCUUGACAUUUUCAGGCUUCUUCUCAGUCGAGGAGCUGAUCCUGAUAUUACCAGGCCAGGACGCGGCGACGAGACCCCCCUUGCUGCCACUCUCCGAUGCUGGCGUGGUACGAUGCUCAAAGAGCUCCUGGAACACGGCGCAGACCCAAACUUCGGUGCCUCGGUUGCAGUUGUGUCUGCCGCGAGAUCGGGAUACACGGAAGGGAUGCCGAUAAUGAUCAAACACGGCGCCGACGUGCACGUUCAAGGCGGUGUCCCCGGCCAGGCCCUACACGCAGCGGCCCGGGGUAUGCAUGUUAGCAUGGUAAAAUUCCUGCUAGACCAAGGCGUCGACGUGAAUGCCACCGGUGGGAGACACGGAACCGCCCUCAUGGCCGUCCUAGAAAAUGUCUGCUACAGCGGCCAGAACCAAGCCAUGCCAGUGAUCCAGACCCUCCUCGACGCGGGCGCAAACGUCAACUCCCCCCCCUCCGAGACACAUACCAGCGCGUUACAAGCUGCCAUCACGAAUCUGCACCACGCGUUUGUCGACGACUUACUCGUCAGGGGUGCAGACGCCAACGCCUAUGACCCGCGUUUCGGAACAGCACUGACAGCUGCCGCAUGCCAGGGUGAGGUAGAGCUGAUGAAGAUACUUGUUGAGAAGGGAGCUGAUCACACCCUCGCCUGCGAGAAAUUCGGGGCGCCGCUGCAAGGCGCCGCGCGGAGCCACCGGCUCGCUGCUCUCGAGUAUCUGUUCUCAUUAGGGGCCGACGUGAAUCAGCUGUCAGGCAAGGCGGGAUAUGCACUCCACGCGGCGUGUCGGCAUGAAUCUGAAAACGGACGGAGGGUUCUGAGAUCGUUGCUCGACCACGGUGCGGACCCUAACGCUCGAGGUGGGAAGUAUGAGACUGCUUUACAGGCUGCGGCAAAACAUGGCUGCCUUGAUAACGUCAAGAUUCUGCUGGCGGCUGGUGCGGACCCAACUAUUGAGGGGGGGAAAUAUGGGAGUCCGUUAAAGGCGGCGGUGGCGAAGAAGAAGCAUUAUCAUGUGGCAAAUUUCUUGAGAAGGUAUAUGGCGGCUAGGAACAUGACAGUUUCUUAA